Molecule: messenger RNA, 3426 nt
Organism: Mesorhabditis belari
Lineage: Eukaryota; Metazoa; Nematoda; Chromadorea; Rhabditida; Rhabditidae
Source: the annotation of a GenBank genome assembly
AUGGGUAAAACACAGCUCGUUGCGGGGCUUCUACUCGCAAUGAUGGCGCUUUCCACAGCGCUUGAAGGUCGAAAAACUAUCCUCGGUUAUCGACUUGGUGGAGCUCGACUGCCAGCACCAGAAUCUAAUAAUAUGUUCAAAGAACGUGUCGGCAGCGUGGGAGAUGCUUAUUUUAAACAGCUCACUUGCCACUUCACCUCACUAAACACCACAUGGGAUCAACACUAUUACUACAACUAUGAAUUCCAACCAAACUAUCAAAAGGCAAGCAACAACGUGGCUUUUUUGAUGCUUGGCGGUGAAGGGCCGGAGAGCUCGACGUGGAGUCGCAACAAAGAUCUUCCUUAUAUGAAAUGGGCUGCUGCAAAUGGAGCCGCCGUUUUCGACAUCGAGCAUCGCUUCUACGGAAAGAGUCAGCCAUUCCCAACCCAAUCCGUGGAGAAUUUGAAAUAUCUUUCAUCUCGACAAGCCAUUGAGGACAUCGCUUACUUUAUUAAAUUCAUCAAUAAACAGAAUGGAUGGACUGGUACAAAAUGGGUGGUGUUCGGAGGAUCGUACUCGGGUGCACUAGCUGCAUGGUUCCGUCAAUUGCAUCCAGAGUUGGCUGCAGGAGCUGUUGGUUCUUCGGGACCUGUUCAAGCGACUGUUGAUUUUUACCAAUAUCUGCAAGUUGUCGAGAAUUCUCUUUCCUACAAUGGCACCGAUAAUGCGAAGGGAUGGAGCUUUGGUUCAGCUGAUUGCUUGGCUGCUGUGAAAACCGCUUAUGCACAAGUGUACACGAUGAUGCAAUCACCAGAUACCCGAGAUCAAUUGAGUGACACUUUCGGACUCUGGCCUCCAUUGAACAACCUAACCCUCAACUACAACGAUAUCCAGAACUUCUAUCAGUUGAUUUUCGGCAAUUUUCAAGACAUCAUACAAUACUCGAAUGAUAGGGGUGGUCGCGAUGAUCCAAUGAGCAUUGGGCCAAUUUGUGCUAUGAUGACUGCUAGCGAUCCAUGGAGUGGCCUCAUCAGUGUCGUCAAAUACCUCAACACUGAUGGACAAGGAAACUUUGGCCUUUCCAACAACUACACAGCCGACAUCGAGAUGUUGAAAGAUGAGUCGUACAAUGAUUUGAAUCUCGCUGCUGCCCGUAGUUGGAUCUGGCAAACUUGUACAGAGUUUGGCUAUUAUCAAUCAACCGAUUAUACCCAGGGAGUCUUUGGUGGCACAUCACCGUUGAGCGUCUCAAUCAACUCCUGUAUCGAUAUCUAUGGCCCACAAUUCACCGCCGAUUACAUUAGUCAAGCGGUGAAAGACACAAAUGCUUACUAUGGAGGAGCUGAUGGAUAUUGGGGUACGAAUGUAGUGCUACCGAACGGAGAUCUCGAUCCAUGGCAUGCGCUUGGUCGUUAUCAAUCCGAUUACUACUCACAGACCACUUAUCUCAUUGAGGGCAGUGCCCAUUGUGGAGAUAUGUACACGCCAGGGCCGGGAGACAGCCGAUACACUGUGAUCCAUGCUCUCAUCGCUCGUCACAUUAGCAACUGGGUGAACGGGCCACCAGAAGUGUCGGAAGCCCUUCUCCCCUCAGCCGUCGAGAGAAAAGCGCAAGAAGUUGCACGAAUAGAGAAGAAAUUCCCGAGCGAGCACAAGCCAUUCACUCCAACAAUCACUCAAUUGGGCAAAAAGUUGCCACUUGAUAACGGCGAAAAGUACUAUCCGGUGAGUCGAAAGGUGCCAAUGUUGAGGAAUCGACCGAGAGUGUUGACACCAGAUUUUAACUUGAUAGACGCUGAUCUUUCCGGGUAUUCAGCAUUCACGUUCACGCAACCAUUGUGUCAUUUCAACAAUAGGAUUCCAGACACUUUCCAGCAGCGAUGGUGGAAGAAUACGAAAUGGGCAAAAGCAGGUGGGCCGAAUUUCUUGAUGAUUGGAGGAGAAGGGCCAGCAAAUCCAGCAAAAUGGGUUCUCAACGAGGAAAUCACCUAUUUGAAGCAAGCUGCUCAAUACGGAGCCACCGUUUACUACAUGGAACAUCGAUGCUAUGGAGAGAGUCACGAUUUAGGCAACUCCACUUAUAAAACCGAUUACGUGAUGUUAUUCUGUAAUUCCUGGCAAUCACUUUGGGAUGUGAAGCUUUUCAUUGAAACCAUCAACUAUCGAGAGGGAAAUACGGCACCGUGGUUCACGUUUGGAGGAUCGUAUUCUGGUAUGCUCUCAUUGUGGGCUCGAAACAAAUUCCCGAAUUUGAUCGCUGGCGCUGUCGGCAGUUCGGCUCCAAUCAACAUCAAACUCGACUUCUACGAGUACUUGACAGUUGUUGACAACUCAAUUCGUAUGUAUGACAACGAUUGCGCCGAGUUGGUGAAGUCUGGUUUCGAUCAAAUGCAACAACUUUCCCUUUCACCUGGUGGAAUCAAAAAUCUCUCCGAUAUUUUUACCCUUAAUCCAGCCUGGGAUGAAACGUCUGUCUUAUUAGAGAUCGAUCGGCAAUUCUUCUUCAGUAAUAUUUAUGGAGCUUUCCAGGGUGCUGUGCAAUACGCUGGAGAUAAUACUGGAUGGUACGCGAACAAUGAGGGAGAUAUUGGAGGCGUUUGUGCUAUAAUGAGAAACAAUUCGGAUGAUCCACUUGGCGGAGUGGCUGCUGUAAACGCAUACAUGUGGCAAUACUAUGCCGGUCCAGAUGAUGUCUUCAGCACCUUCAACAAUUACACUGAGAUGAUCAUCGCGUUGAGAGAUAUCUCGGCUGGAGCUGAUCGCACGUGGACCUAUCAAACUUGCGUCGAGUUUGGCUUCUUCCAAUCGAGUGACUCUGGAUACAAUAUUUUUGGAUCACCGACACCAGUCAACAUGUUCCUCCAAAUGUGUUACGAUAUUUUCGGCGAACAGCGAGACGGUAACGUGAUUGAAGGAAGCGACUACUCAACAAAGCAAAUCCAAUCCGAUAUCAACGAUCACUACAAUUUCUUCACCGCCACAUUUAAUAUUUCAAAUAUUGUGGCUCCAAAUGGAAACGUUGAUCCAUGGCAUGCGUUGGGACUGUUGAAAGCGACAGCCAGCGGGCAAACGAUCAUUUCAAUUAACGCCACCGCUCACUGCGCCGAUAUGUACCCAGAGAGAGACACCGAUCCACAAGGGUUGAAGGAUGCUCGCAUGACGAUCAGCUCACUUUUGGGUCAAUGGAUUUCGCAACUAACCACACCAAGCCAAAACCCCAGCACCGAUACACCGGCGACAGUGUCUGGUCCAACAAUGGGUCCACAAACAGGUCCCACCGUCACCGCUGCAACGAAUCCAACAGGCCCAACAACAAUGGCCACUCUAGGCACAACGACAACUAAAGCAAAUGACUCAACGGACAAGACUGAAGCGCCCACAACACAAGCUGCUUUCACUGCUCUUCCAUCUAUCCUUCUUCUCAUCAUCACCGCUCUCAUCCGA